AUGGAUGAAUUCAGCCCGACACCCCGGGAUGAGUCACGGUCAUCGUCUUCAAAUUUGAAGAACGAGAGGCCGGGUUCGCCUGACAGCACCCACUCGAGAUCGUCGUCCAUGUCUAAAAACUCCCUUCAAGAUCGUUUAUUUACAAAGCUCCUCCAACAAGUCAUUCCGAAAGACGAUGAUGAGGAUGAAACCGACUCAGGAGACAAGGCCUAUGCGUCGUCCCCUAAGAAACCGGCCUUUAGUUUGCCGGUAAUGGCGAACAAUUUCCGUCGUUUCAAUGCCAGAAUCGGCGUGGUAUUUCUAUUCCAGUGCCAGGUUGAGCGAGUGCUUACAUGGGAAACACCAACUCAUACCCUCUCACUUCUUUUUGUCUAUUCUUUCAUAUGCUUGGAUCCUCGCCUACUAUUGAUUCUGCCCUUGGUGGUGCUCUUACUGUUCAUCAUGGUACCUGCCUUUGUGACUCGUCAUCCACCACCUCCAAACACCUCCACUUCGAGUACUACUCCGUACUAUUCUUAUGAUGGACCUGCGCUGGCACCGGCAAGGACCAUCAAACCAGCACCAGAGACCUCCAAGGACUUUUUACGGAACAUGCGAGAUCUGCAGAACGUCAUGGCCGAUUUCUCAGACGUGCACGAUGCAACUGUCUCUGUAGUUGCACCAUUAACGAAUUUUUCGAAUGAGAAGCUCUCAUCGGCUCUUUUCUUGGGCUGCACAGUGGCUACUGUGAUAUUGUUCAUCAGUGCUCCUCUCUUACCCGUGAAACUCGUCCUACUAGUCGGCGGCAAUGCGGCAAUUCUAUCAAUUCAUCCAACUGUCCGGCAAUUCUUUGGGGACCUGAUGCAAGACAUGGCUGGCGAUUUCUUGGAUACGGACUCUACCCCAGACGACGAGAGAGCCUCAGAUAGGUUUGGUUCAAUGCCCGCGAACCCGACGGCGGCAAUGUCUUCCCUGGAAAAGCUUGCGGAUAUUUCGUUAGACACGGACCCGGAGGAGCGUGAGGUAGAAAUCUUUGAACUGCAGCACCGGGCCGCAGGAACGUCGGAAUCUGGAUGGGAGAGUUUCUUGUUCAGUCACGCGCCAUAUGAUCCACUCUCGCCCUCUCGCAUUGCCGGGGAUCGUCCACGUGGAUGUCGAUUCUUUGAGGAUGUUCGAGCCCCAUCUGGUUGGAACUGGAAGAGUAAAAAGUGGGAGCUUGACCUAGACUGCCGCGAAUGGGUUGUGGAGCGUAUGAUCACUGGGGUCGGUUUUGAAGUUCCUGGUGUGACUGCGGAAGGAAAUGCGAUUGUCGAUGAAGUUGGUGGUUGGGUUUGGGACUUGCCCCCUGCCCGUUCACUGGAUACAGACGAUGAGCUCCCGCUAGCUUACGGGGAUCUACCAAUGGACUCUCCCACACCAAAAGAGAAAAAGAAGUCUUCCAAGAACAAGGAUAAGGAAAAGAACAAGUCCUCUGGCCGGGAUUGGGAAGAAGGAACCCCUGCAUCCUUUGGCGUUGGAGAAUGGAGACGACGCCGAUGGGUACGAGUAGUACAACGAAUCAGCCUUCCGCCGGCGGGAGUUCUCACAUACUCAACAUUGUCAUCGCUGAACCGCAACUAA
Penicillium nucicola is the source of this 1599-nucleotide messenger RNA. RefSeq names its product PEX28-32 family peroxisomal membrane protein. Gene Ontology annotation, biological process: peroxisome organization. The transcript is spliced from 3 exons. Gene Ontology annotation, cellular component: peroxisomal membrane. Bases 1 to 1599 code for a protein of 532 amino acids. Lineage: Eukaryota; Fungi; Ascomycota; Eurotiomycetes; Eurotiales; Aspergillaceae. The record is from RefSeq and is a predicted model, not a curated record.